GUACUGUAGAGAUGGCAGAUAAAAUUGCAAUGAGCUCGGCCUUGUAUGAAGAGAGCCAGUUGAGGAUUUUGGCUAAGAAUUGGUUGAUGAUUUGGUCGUUAUCUAGUUGCACCCAACCUAUUCUCAUUGAGCAAUUACUAGUACCUAUGUCUGAUACUGAGUAA
Molecule: messenger RNA, 164 nt
Organism: Dentiscutata erythropus
Lineage: Eukaryota; Fungi; Glomeromycota; Glomeromycetes; Diversisporales; Gigasporaceae
Source: the annotation of a GenBank genome assembly